ACAAACACCCUCCAGUAUAUAAGACGAUAAACCAUGCAGGGCUUCACAGCGGCAUACACUGACUGAACUGUGUUCCAGCAUUUUUUGAGAAACAAUGGCAGUCUGGCCUGUCUAUCUGUCUCUUUGUCUUCUCUUAACUCUUGCUUCAGGGGGAAUGCUGCCUCAAACAGGUGGAGAUAAACGUUGUGGCGCUUGUAGGGCAGGAUGGUUUGCCUUUGGAUGUAGAUGCUUCAAGUUUUUCAACAACCCUCAAAUCUGGAUAAAUGCCGAGAAAAUCUGUCUGCACUUGGAUGGGAAUAUUGCUUCUGUACACAACCAUGAGGAGUACGCUUUUAUGCAGAACCUGAUUAGAUACGUAACUCAAGGAGCAACGAGAACCUGGAUCGGGGGUCAUGAUGCUGUUCAUGAGGGAGUUUGGCUCUGGAGUGAUGGAUCUAAAUUUAACUUCCAAAUAUGGUCUCCUGGAGAGCCCAAUAACAAAAAUAAUGAGGACUGCCUUGAGAUGAACUUCAAAAAUGGAAAUUGGAAUGAUACACCAUGUUCUGAAAGGAGGCCCUUUGUGUGUGUGAAAAGCAGCAUGUAAAAAGUUGACUGGAAGACAAAAUGAGCUACUUUGACUCAUUUUAUUUCUUUUUAGAAAUGUUCAGUGGAGAAAUAAUAAAGUUAAAAAUAUACUAAUAAAAGUGGGGUUUUUUUUGUCUGAUUAAUGAAUCAGACAAGUGAAUGAAUAAGUAAUAUUGCAUCUCAAAAUGGCCAUGCAGGACUUCAGCAUUACUUGUAAAAUGAACAUAAGUGACACAAAAAGCUGGAUGAGAGCUUAAAAGAUAGUACAAUGGUAUGUUGUAACUAAAUAUAUUAGAUAAUCAAUAAAAAAGACAC
This is a messenger RNA of Sinocyclocheilus rhinocerous, 879 nucleotides long. RefSeq names its product galactose-specific lectin nattectin-like. The coding region runs from base 95 to 583 and encodes 162 amino acids. The record is from RefSeq and is a predicted model, not a curated record. The transcript has 7 exons. Lineage: Eukaryota; Metazoa; Chordata; Actinopteri; Cypriniformes; Cyprinidae.